Messenger RNA from Durusdinium trenchii, 1209 nucleotides. The record is from the annotation of a GenBank genome assembly. NCBI's taxonomy places the organism in Eukaryota, Dinophyceae, Suessiales, Symbiodiniaceae.
AUGUACGAUCAGAUCUUCAGGAUGAUUAACUUUGUGAUCUUUAUCCUGGCCGGUUGCUUUCUCAAUCAGCCGACUGUGAUGAGGGAUCCGGUGUGGUCUAAAGCUCUUGUCGGUGUGAGAGUGUUGGUCUAUACCAUGGGCUUUGCCAAAUUGCUCUACUCCCACGUGCGCGAGCUCUAUCGAUCAUCUACUCGCCAGGACUGGAAAAUCAUUUGGCGCGUUCGGGUUCCGACGUACCUGCUGAAGGGCCCUGAGAUGCUCAGUUUCAUGCUGAUGCUCAACAUGGCUUCAAUGAUGGUGGUUGAACCGAUGAUUCAUUGCUUUGGCACCUCAGAGAACUUCGCGGAGUUCCAGUGUGAGAACUGGACGGAUGACAUGAGCCUGGCAUAUGAGGUCUUCUUGGUCAUAGGGAUCUUCUUGUAUGUGUUCUUGAUCUUCGGGAUUGGCAGUAGCAUCUCCAUCGAGAUCUCGGAGUACCGCGUCCUAUGUAUGAGCGCGGUGAAGCAGGUGGCACUGUGCUUGGGUGUGGUGACCUUGGCGAUCUUCACCUUCGGUUUCGUCAUCACCGCCAUGACGCGUGAGAUCGGGAACCUUUCCAGCAACGAAUUCAUGGAUGUGGGUUCAGCCAUCAGCAAUUUGGCCCGCUUGGCCAUUGGCAUGAUGGAUACAGGCGAGCUGCGCAACAUCGCUGAAGAAAGUCCGUUUCUUCUCAUUGUCAUCUCGAUGUUCAUGCUACUGGUGUGCAGUUUCUUCUUCAACAUCCUGGUCUCGCAGUUCUGCGGUGUCUACUCUUCUUUGGCAGAAGACAGCGAAGGUCACGCUAGGCUCUCACGUGGAGAGGUGAUCCUGGACACCCUCAAGGCGGUGCAGAUGAAGCAAUGGAAGAGCUUUGUGGAUCUCUUGGCCUUGGAUCAACGCACCGACUUCGACGAAGGUGAUAUUGGACUGGCUGGAGGGGUGAAAGUCUUUGAGCCGGCCGGGGCGAAUCCGAAGACACAGGACCAGAUCAUCCGCUUUGGCGGAGCCACCGAUCCCUCGUUGCCGUGGCCAGAGAGGAAUGAUGACAACACAGAGACGACGGAGAAGAUGAUCCAACGCACGAUUGCGCAUUCCUUGAAGAAGUUGAUGAAAGGCAGCGCCAAGGGCACCGAGAGCGACCAGACCAGCAGUGUGACCAAGAACAGCUCCGUCAGCAAUCACAGCGACUGA